UUGCUCUCUUCUCGCUGUGUGUGUCUAUCUGUGUUUCUGCUGUGCGACAGCGACUCGGCUCUCAUUACGGUUUUCUCCUCUUUCCAGUUUCCCGGUUCAAUUCUUGUUCAAACCAAGUUGCACAUUGAAUGCAUGCUUUGAUUGUGACGAUAUUGCACACUGCGACUAUUUGAUGAUUGUUGGUGAAACUCCGUGAAAGCAUUAAAUUUGGGAGUGUGAGGCAGUUUGGGCUGUGUGGAUCUCUUGGUCUUCUGUGCAUCGUGAUUCGUGACAGUUGUCGGGCAGCAUGACGUCGGCGGUGUGGAGCUCGUUGGGGAAGGUGUCUGCGCGGGUGAACGCGUGGGUGGAGGAGGACGCGGUGCUGCGGCAGAGCCGGCCCUACCUGGCAGCCCUGGGGGCGCUGUCGGCGGGGGUGGUGGGGGUGACGGCGGCCUACCAGCUGGCCAAGGGCAUCACUAGCUACUGUCUGGCGGCCCCGCUGGCGCUGGGCAUCAACGUCCGCGAAUACGGGGAAUGGGCAGUGGUGACGGGGGCCAACGCGGGCAUCGGGAAGGUCUUCUGUCUGGAGUUGGCGCGUCGCGGUCUCAACGUGGUCCUCAUCGGGCGCAACGAGGAGAAACUGCAGGUGGCCGCCCGCGACGUCGAGUUGACGCACCGCGUGAAGACGAAGGUGAUCGUGGCCGAUCUGAGCACGACGAAUCUGGCCGUCUACACCGACAUCCAGCAGCAGCUGACGGCCCUCAAGAUCGCCAUUCUCGUGAACAACGUGGGCCAGGGCGGCGACGAUGCGCCGUUCCUGGAGAACCCGCCCGACAGCCAGGGCUGCUUGGAUCUCAUCAACACCAACACCACCGCCUACGUCAUGAUGACGCGUCUCAUCCUGCCGGGUAUGUUGACGCGUGGCCGCGGCAUCGUCGUCUUCCUCUCCUCAGUUCGCGGUGAUGUGCCGACGCCGAAAUCGGCCGUCUACUCCGCCACCAAAGCGUUCGACCAGUUCUUCGCCUGCGCGCUGCACGAGGAGUACAAGGAGCGCGGCAUCGUGGUGCAGUGCGUGAUGCCGGGCGCGGUGCAGACGAAGAUGGUGCAGGAGGACGAGAAGGAGGGCUUCUGGUGCGUCAAGCCCGAGAUCUUCGUCCCCAGCUGCAUCGCGCAGUUGGGCGUGCGGACGCGCACCUACGGCCACUGGAAGCACGCCCUGCACAUCAAGAUACGCAAGUACAUCCCCGGAAUGAACAGCAAAUGAUCCCUGGAUGGAUAGCGUCAGCGUUCUCCUACGCACUGCUUUUAUUCUCUUUUAAUUAACGCUGCUUCCCCGUCGCUAUGCUCGCUGUUUGAUUUAUGGUUUACUGGGCAGUCUGAUUGUCAGCCAACAGCCAUUCAAUACUGGUCUCACUCCGACUAAUGGAGAUUGGGGCCGGCUUAUGUACGUACUGUGUACGUACAUAAUAUCUACAUGUGCUGCAUUUCUACCGCCGAAUAAAUCAACUUCUAUUUG
This is a messenger RNA of Paramacrobiotus metropolitanus, 1495 nucleotides long. RefSeq names its product very-long-chain 3-oxoacyl-CoA reductase-A-like. Gene Ontology annotation, molecular function: oxidoreductase activity. Gene Ontology annotation, cellular component: endoplasmic reticulum. The coding region runs from base 287 to 1243 and encodes 318 amino acids. The transcript is spliced from 10 exons. Lineage: Eukaryota; Metazoa; Tardigrada; Eutardigrada; Parachela; Macrobiotidae. The record is from RefSeq and is a predicted model, not a curated record.